Messenger RNA from Bursaphelenchus okinawaensis, 2081 nucleotides. The record is from the annotation of a GenBank genome assembly. NCBI's taxonomy places the organism in Eukaryota, Metazoa, Nematoda, Chromadorea, Rhabditida, Aphelenchoididae.
AUGCGAGCGGCCGUUGUUAUCAUCGGGGAAGUGGUCUACUUUUCAUUCGUGAAUUACGUGCUCGUAUUCAUUUGCUACAUGAUUUAUUUGCUUCCGGUUGCGAACCGUAAAACCUGGCCAUUUUCAGACGACGGGAUGAUUCUCCAUUCCAACUGCGAAGACUACGGUAAUUUUGUUUUGGAUUUAUUUUUGUUGGUUGAUUUUGACUAAUUGUAAUUUUUUAAGUUUUGUUACCUAAGGCUUCUGUUUUUUGAGAUUUUGUUUUUAAAAAUGGUAUUUUAUGAUUUUUUGUUACCUAAAAAACUUUUCUUGGGAUUUGUUUCUAAAAUGAUAUUUUAUGAUUUUUUGUUACCUAAAAACCUUAUUUUUUACAUUAUUAUCGAAAAAGUUUUUUAAUGUGCAAUAGUCUAAUCUAACACUAUAUGUUGAUGUGUUUUGCUUGUUUGUGUUGAAAAUGUUUGUUUUCUGCCAUUUUUAAAUAAUACUAAUUUUUUACUUACUUUUUUAAACUGCACUUUGUAAAAUACGAGUAGUUGUGUUUAUAACACGUCACUUUGUUAACGAAAAAGCACAUUUUUGAUAGUUAAAAGUGCAAUUUACGGUAUUUUAAAUUAAGUUUUUGCCUUUUCAGAUUAUGCUCUUUCUUCUCAAUUUACAUUUCAAGAAUUUGUGGACGCUUGCAAUUCAGACUCAGACAAGGAACGGUAUGCUUUUUAAAAUUUGCUUUGUUGUUUGGAAUUUAGGUUAAUCUGGAAAGUUUGCGGAAGAAUAAGUAACAAAAUGACAAGAAAGGUACUUUGGAGCUGACUUUGGUCAAAAAUUUAUUCGAAAUUAAACAGAUUUUUUAAGCUUUCUUUUUGAUUUUUGAAAAAUUUGUUACCUAAAAUUUUAAAGUUUUGCAUUUUGGAUUUACGCGAUUUUUUUCAAAAAUUAGUGAUUUCAUGUCAAAAUUUUGAUUAUGACUGUUUAAACAUGAUUAGAAUUGCUGCUUUUAAUAUUGUAAGUAGUAUUGUUACCUAAAAUUUUUGAUUUUUUAUUAUGUAGGGUUUUCUAUUGGAUUUUUUUCAAAAAAUUUUUACUUGAAAGUUCAUAUUGCCUAACUAAUGUCAUUUCAGACUAAAUGCAGCUUUCAACCUGAGCGAUGCGAUUCGAAAAAGCCCUGAUUUUGACUUUUCUAUGGACGACUUUUUCGAUUCGCUGGAUAAAUUGUUCGAAUCCGAAGGCCCGGUUCGAAAAGCUGUUAUUGAAAAGGUUCGCGAGGUAUUUAGCGAGCUAUCAGUCAAAGCAAUGUACCAAGAACUGAAUGAACUGACUGAUCGAACAGUGAAACAACUUGUCAAAACAAUAGACUCGACUGAUGAAAACGAACAGAACACGGCUUUAACUACAAUCACAUAUCUGUUUGAGAAUGAAUAUGUUGCUCAGAGUAAGGUUUUGGCUUGUUUAGAUUUUUUGAAUUUUAGGUAUGGCUUUGAGUUUUGGGCAAGAGAAAGUGACAUUUUUAAUUGUUUUACUUGAUAAGAGUACAAUAUUAACCCGGUUAACAUUCACAUAGCAUUGAAUAUAGAAUUUUCUUAUUUUAUUAUAACAUUCUUGACCGAAAGCUUGUAAAAUCUUUUAAUAACUCAUCAAGAUUGAAAAAAAUGGUUAUUUUGUUACUUAUGUUAUAAUAACUUUCCUAUUUUUAGUAGAUGUGACCAAUUCGAUAGUGCCAGCGCUGUUUCGCUUAUUUUUUCGGCAAUCUAAAAUGAGGUUAAGAUGUAAUGAAACUCAGUUUACCAACAUGAUCAACAUAGUUGCGGUAGGUUUAAUUUUUGCUUUAUGGUAAAGGUUUUAAACUUUUGAAGUAUUUUUGAAAAAUUUUGAGCACUUUUUUGAUUUUUGCAACUUAAAAAGUGAAAUUUUGAAUUUUUGUGUAUGUUUAAGGUAAAUUUUAAUUUUUUUUGGGUAUUCUUGGUAUGUUUACAUUACCUUUUUUGUAAAUUUCUAACAGUGUCAAAUAGGUUUUGAAUUUUAAAGAUUAAACAGGUAGUGCGAGAGCUAGAAUUACGAAAAAUAGGUAAUCUUUUAUUAUGUAGUAG